Messenger RNA from Musa acuminata AAA Group (dessert banana), 6124 nucleotides. Its product is annotated as protein NSP-INTERACTING KINASE 1-like. The record is from RefSeq and is a predicted model, not a curated record. Gene Ontology annotation, molecular function: protein kinase activity; ATP binding; protein binding. The transcript has 17 exons. Gene Ontology annotation, biological process: protein phosphorylation. Bases 4016 to 5899 code for a protein of 627 amino acids. Lineage: Eukaryota; Viridiplantae; Streptophyta; Magnoliopsida; Zingiberales; Musaceae.
GCCCCAAGUUUCUGCUGUGGGAGUCCGGUGAACGUUCACACGGUAUGACCGCCUGAGGCGCUAAUUUCCCGAACCAUAUUCCUCUCUCUCUUUCUCUCUCUCGCUGCCUUCUCCGACGAACCCUAAUGCCUCCAUAUCUGGAUCAUAGUUGAUUGAAUUAUGUACCUUGCUUCAUAAGGUUUAUCAUAUUGUAAAAGGAGAUAUUGUGGCAAUCAUCAUGGGAAGCAAAAGCUGUAUACCUCCUCCGCAUCUGCGACGGCCUCUUCCUGGUCCUGGCUUGCUGAAACCAGAUCCAUUUGGUCCAGGCAUUCAUCCCCUGCCUGGUGCUUUUCCUUUCGAUAUGUUGCCACCUCCGGAAAUUAUGGAGCAGAAGCUUGCUGCACAUGAUGUGGAAAUGCAAAGACUUGCAUCAGAGAUUGAAAGUUUUGCAGCUACCCAUUAUUCUUUGAGGAAGGAAUUAUCUGCUGCACAACAGGAGUUGCAGAGAUUGCAGACUGACAUGGGUACCAUUGGAGUGAUCAAGAGCAACAAUUAAGAAUGCUCUUGGAUAAUAUUUCAAAGAUGGAAGCUGACUUGAAAGCUUCUGAACCUGUUAGUGUAGAUUUGCAGCUGGUUCAUGCAGAAGCUUAGAGCUUGGUAGUAGCAAGACAGGAGCUAAUUUCCAGAGUACAACAGCUGACUGAGGAUUUGCAGAGGAGCCAUGGUAAUGUCCAGCAAAUCCCAUCAUUGAUGUCGGAACUUGAGGUCCUUGACAAGAAUAUCAGGAUUGUAGAGCCACAUAUGAUUCUGAGAGGAAACUGCACAUGGAUCAUUAUGAGUCACUUCAAGUAAUGGAGAACUAUGUCUCCAUGGUAAGAGAAGUAGAAAAAUUAUGUGCUUGAUUGAGAAAAUCUACUAACCUUGUCAGAAGUGGUGGGCAAUUUGGAGCAAAUGCUUGGGCUUACAAGGAAAACGAUGCAUUUGGACACCAUCCUGUAGGAUAAAAUGCUUAUGAAGAUGGUUAUGGAGUCUCUCAGGAGCAUGGUCCUUCUGUUGGUGCAGUUUGGUAUGGUAGAGCUGCAGCUGGAUCUGUGGCUGCACGGGAUCUACAUGAUGCCCCAAGAGGCCAUGCAUAUGAUGCUUCUAAAGGAUCUAGUUUCAGUUCUCCAAGAGUUCAGCCUAUAAUGCUGCUGGAGGUAGCAGCUAUGAUGGACCUAGAGGCACUGGUUAUGAGGCCUCCGUGGCUUCUGGAUAUGAUGCACCUAAGGUAGUCAUGUGGAACGCUGCUGCUUCCUAUGGAUUAACAAAUGCGAUAUCUUAUGGAGCAGCAGCAGCUUCACCACUCCAUAGUUCAACACAACAAGCAACAUAUGGAUCUGGGCAGACUCCACCUGCCUAUUUAUCAACAUAAGAAGCACCAUAUGGAUUGAGGCACCUUGUGACGGAAACACCGGACAUAGAUAAAUUGAAAUUGACCUACGGAGCAGUUUUUUUGGCCCACACGGUAAAUACCCCUAUGAUGGAUCUUAAUCAUCAAAAUCUUACCCUUUUUGUUUUGGAUCCUGCCACAUUGAACGGAAGUGGCUACAAUGUGUUGCCCAUGAUUUUGAAGACAUAAAUAUACACAUCUGUUUGUUUGGAAGUUCUUCAUGAACUUCUGGUUUGUUAUUAGACGUCGAUUGCUUCCUGCUUUUAAUGUAUGCAUGCUCUAGUGUAUUACAGAUAUUUUAUUUUAACAAUGUUUCUCUGGCUUUUACCAUUUAACUUGAUGAAGGCAACAACAUUGCCCUAGUUAGCAAUGCUUCAGGGACAUCUGGUUAUUUCAAAAUGUACGGAAUUAAGAUAGUCAAAGCAAGGGGAGAACGCAAACCACAGGUAGCUCUUAUCUACCAUGACAGACUCCUAUAAUCUUCACACAACCAGCAACAAAUCUUCACCUUUGACAUGCCAAGAUGCUGAUGAAAGUUGCUGUGCAUAAUUGAACAAAUUGCAGUAAAGGCAGUGUCUGGUUGAAGGGGCAAUGACUGUAACAUGGAAUGAAGCUGAUGAACAUGAUCUGUGGAGACUAGUGAAGGUAUGAUCUGAACAGAAUCCACUCAGAUGUGAUUGCCUGUAUUCAGCAAUAUUUUCCACCCACCAGUGUACUCAUCUAGGUUACUCAGGUAAGUGGACUUUAGUCAACUGAAUUUAUCUAGCUCUUCGUGUUCUCUUUUUUCUUUUAUGACUCACUUUCUGUUCACCUGUUACCAUGCUAAUAAUUCUAAUUAGACAAGUUCGAAUUAAACUAGUCGGGACUAAAAUAUAUGGGAUUGGAUACCAAUGGAAUCCAAAGAUUUGAGACUUUUAACUUGUAGAACAAACUCAACAUAUGUCAUGAAAAUUUACUAAAAUGAUUACAUUUUUAGUCUUCUCUUAAAUAUUCUCACACAAAAGUGUUUUCCUAAUAUGGAUGGAAGUGUAUGGAUAUUUUAGGGACUGCCUUCCAUUCAUGGAGGAGAGCAAGCUUUUGAUCAUUUGAACUCAGUUGUCUCUAGAGUUACUUCCACCCUUCUAUUACAGGCAUGUGUUGCACUCUUCAAGAAGACACAGUUCAAGAGGGGAUUCCCUGCUUGCAUACCAGCCAUGGCCGUCGUCAAAGAUCAUUCUCGAACAUUCGGGAUUUUUUUUUUGGUAAUUAUGAAAUAUGGGGGAAUAAUGAAGAAAAAUAAAACUCGGUGUCGACCGCGUGGUGCGUUGGCAGCAUUUGGAGCGUCGGAUGUGCACCCGUGAGGGUUACGAAUAGAAGAGAUCACAUGCGCGUAAACCACACGCGUAUGAAAACACCGUGCGAGAACACCACCCACGGCCGACGACGGCAGCUUUUGGUGCACCCGUGACGAGGGUUCUGCAGUGGCGAACUCUGCAAUCUUGCCGACGACUUCUCCUGCGGUGCUUCGAAUGUGAUCGUGGUGACAAAACAAGGACGGUAUGGCUGAGGGAGGGAAUCAGUAAAAGCACUCUUCACACCACACUCGCAUGAAGAACACAAAAUAUUAAUUAGCAUUGCAGUGAAGGAAGAAGACAGGGGCAACAAAGAUAUGUUCCCCUUCCCCCACACACGCAUCUCCAGAUGCCAACCAUGCCUCACUGGUCCCUUCUCAAACGGAAUGAUGGGUGGCCAAACCCAGGGAAUGUUGGAUUCUAAGUUUCCCCACCACCGCCUUCCGCCUUCCUUUUCACCUUGUCCGUUUCUUGCUUCCUCCCACACUCUCCUUACUCCGACGGAGCUUUAGUGUUUUCUCUUCAUUUCUCAUGUGCCAUUGGUAAUGGUAAUGGCUUUGUGGAUGGAUGCAUUGAAUCAUCCAUUCCAUUUUGAUGGCAAAUUCGUGACAACUCGAGCAGAGAAAACCAGGAAACAUAUGUUCUUCAUGGGAAGAAUCUAAUCAAGCUUAGGUUGGAUGCAUCAGCGAGUCUAGGAAACUAGAGUACAUCAUAUGGACCCUUUUGAGGGUCAUCUUUAACAUAGUUAUUCUUUGAGGAGCAUCAUUAGCUGUCCUCCUCCUCUUGUAAUUGCUGGAAGGGAACAAGUUCCCUUCCCUCUCUCACUCUUGCUCUCUCAUCUCUCUGCUUUUAAGUAGUCCUGCAACUCUGCCAUCAAAAGACAUGAACAUCUUGUCAUUCCAUAAUCUGUCAUCAAUUUGUGCCAGACACACCUCCCAAGCAAGUGACCCACCAAAUAUUUCCAUUAUUUGUUUUCAUCGGAAUAACAAUCCACCACUUCAUCUCACUUCUAACUUGCUGCAUCUGGCGAGCAUGUCUGCGCUCCCCACUUCCUUGCACUCUUAAAAAACUCUCCUUUUCAUUCCAUCAAGACAGCAAAUUCUACAGACUUGUCUACUGUCUCCUGCCUCAAGGGAGGAGGAUUGGUAAUAGGAGGCUGCCUGGUGUGUGAAAGAGGAAUCCCACGAAUGAUUUCACCACCUGACUCCAUCAAGCCUUAAGCUGAACACCUGCCGUGCCUGCUCUCGAGUAUCUGUUAUUUGGAGACUGGCACACAAUGAGCUCGAUGAGAGCAAGGAAGGGCAGCACUCUGGUCUUUUGGUCGGUCUUCUUCUUCCUCUGGACUAUCGUAACUGCUACACUUUCCCCCAAAGGUGUCAACUUUGAAGUGCAAGUUUUGAUGGGUAUAAAAGCUUAUCUUGUGGAUCCUCAUGGUGUUCUCGAGAAUUGGGACCAGGACUCUGUUGAUCCAUGCAGCUGGACUAUGGUCACAUGCUCACCUGAGAACUCAGUCAUUGGCCUGGCAACUCCAAGCCAGAAUCUCUCUGGUACUCUCAAUCCAAGCAUAGGAAACUUGACAAACCUUCAAAUUCUGUUCCUGCAGAACAAUAACUUGUCGGCGCCGGUACCACCAGAAAUUGGGAAGCUCUCCAAGCUUCAAACCGUUGAUCUGUCCAACAACUACUUCUCCGGCAAAAUCCCUGCCUCGGUGGGCAAUCUGAAUGGUCUUCAGUACAUGAGGCUUAAUAAUAACAGCCUUACUGGAGCAUUUCCUGCAUCUUUGGUCAAUCUUUCACAACUUGCUUUUCUGGACUUGUCUUACAAUAAUAUCAGCGGCCCUAUACCUAAGCUUCCAGCGAAAACGUUCAACAUUGUUGGAAAUCCUUUAAUUUGUCCAUCAGCUUUGAAGCAAAAAUGCUUUGGAAUGAUGCCCAUGCCAAUGUCCUUCGACAUGAACAAUUCACAAAGUGCUCCAGCUUUGGUGAGGCCCAAAAGCUACAAAGUCAUUCUUGCAUUUGGAUCCACCUUUGGGAGCAUCUGCUUAGUUUGUCUUGGCUGUGGACUUUUUCUCUGGUGGAAGCAAAGUCAUGACCAACAGAUAUUCUUUGAUGUCAACGACUUACAACAUGAAGAACUCUGCCUCGGUAAUCUAAGAAGGUUUCACUUCAGGGAGCUUCAGAUAGCAACAAAUAACUUCAGCAGCAAAAACAUACUAGGCCAUGGUGGCUUUGGAAAUGUCUAUCGAGGGACGCUGCAAGAUGGAACUUUAGUCGCCAUCAAAAGGCUCAAGGAUGGAAAUGCUGCAGGUGGCGAGAAACAAUUCAAAACUGAAGUUGAAAUGAUCAGCUUAGCAGUGCACAGAAACGUCCUUAGGUUACUUGGUCUUUCCAUGACUGCCACAGAAAGGCUUCUUGUUUAUCCGUACAUGUCAAAUGGAAGUGUUGCUUCCCGACUCAAAGCAAAACCAACAAUAGACUGGAGUACCAGAAAAAAGAUAGCUUUGGGAGCUGCAAGGGGCCUUCUUUAUCUGCAUGAGCAAUGUGAUCCCAAGAUCAUUCACAGAGAUGUAAAAGCUGCCAAUAUACUGCUGGAUGACCACUGCAAGGCUGUCGUGGGAGACUUUGGACUAGCAAAGCUUCUUGAUCAUAGGGAUUCACAUGUAACUACAGCUGUGCGGGGAACCGUGGGACACAUAGCACCAGAGUAUCUCUCGACGGGCCAGUCCUCUGAGAAAACAGAUGUAUUUGGUUUUGGAAUCCUCCUCCUCGAACUGAUUACUGGUUUGGGAGCCGUAGAAUUUGGUAAGGCAGCAAACCAGAAAGGUGCCAUGCUCGAUCGGGUUAGGAAGAUUCACCAAGAAAAGAAACUUGACAUGCUGGUUGACAAGAAUCUGAAGAGCGACUACGACCGGGUUGAGCUGGAAGAGAUCAUCCAAGUGGCACUCCUGUGCACGCAGCACGUUCCAGGCCACAGGCCAAAGAUGUCUGAGGUGGUUAGCAUGCUCGAAGGUGAUGGUCUCGUAGAGAGAUGGGAGGCCUCUCAGAGGAUGGAGGCUCAUAAGCUGACGGUGCCCGAGACCUUCUCGACACGUUACUCCUCCAACAUCACCGAUGACUCCUCAUUACUGGCACAAGCUAUUGAGCUUUCUGGACCAAGGUGAUCGAUCGAUGAUGAUAGUUGAUUGUCAUAACCAAGAUGCCUAUAAUGCUAUGCGAAGAGAUUGUACAUAUCAUAUCAGGGCCAUUAAUCUCUGUUAAGAAUAUAUACGAUAACAUGUGUUAUUGCAUAGCAAUAAAUUAAUUUUAUGCUUUUGUAUAGAAAUAAAUUGAUCAUACAUGUGUUAUGAUAAGUUCACAAUGAAAUGAAAAGUAUAGUUGAAUGCUUA